This is a messenger RNA of Chrysemys picta bellii (western painted turtle), 3371 nucleotides long. The record is from RefSeq and is a predicted model, not a curated record. Lineage: Eukaryota; Metazoa; Chordata; Testudines; Emydidae.
UAAGAGCUUGGUACCACCAUUGUAUGCGCUUUCUCUCCUGCCUCUCCUCACUGAUGUUAUGCAGUGUCUGGGAGCUUGUCUGUAACCUCCUGGGGUCUCUGUUCCAGGAGGAGGAGGGCAAGGAUGACUCUGACACACUUGAUCUCUACCAGCAGAGUCUGGGGGAGCUGCUGCUUAUGUUAGCUGCAGAGCCUGUGGGCAGGAGACGGGAGCUGCUUCACUCUGAGAUUCAGACUCUGAUGGGCCGGGCUGAGUACCUGAAAGAGCAGAUCAAGAUGAGGGACGCGCAAUCCAUGGGCAAGGAGAUGCUGUCGGAGUCUGUCCGGAGCUCCUGUACUCUGCAGUAACACCCAGGUGAGCAUGGACCCCUGAGGGAUCAGUACAGCACCCAAGGCAACAGAUACUGACAGACCUCCUCAGCACCAGCCUCCUCAUCUGACUUCCCAUCCAGGAAUCAUGUGCAUGCAUAGCGGUUUGCGUACGUGUAUUAACAGACACAUGGAUGGUUUAUAUACAUGCUGUCACGUUAGUUACAGAACACGAGUUUAUCUAGAGGGUUUCACUUAUAUGCACUGUCUGAUGAUUUUACAUAUGUAUAUACACAGUAUAUAUGUACAAAUCAUUGUAAAAAAUGGGUAUGUGCUGUCAUCACAUGUUAAGCAAAGAGAGAAUUUAAAAAGAGCUUUUAGUAUUUAAUAUCAAGGAACAACCCUAGCUCCAUUACUGACCCCUGCCUGGGGAGCUAGGGGAUAAUGGCAAGAUUUAGAGCUUAAAGGGCUGAUCAUACAAACAGGGCAUUUGUAUGUGUUGCUGUAGACUACUGGCCUUUAGGGAUCUGGUGAGGGACAUGAUAACAGAAGGCAGGGGGCUUUAGCGCUACCUUCCUUAAGGAUUCGCUCCCUGCGGCUGCUCCUUCCACACUCACUGCCUCUCCACAAGAGAGUCGUGGAUAGAGGGGCUGGGAAGGGGCUAAGGGGGAUCUGAGAAAAGGGUCUGAGUCCCAUCCCCCUGGCUGCAGGAUGGUAUGAAUGUAUUUCUGCCUAAUCCCCAGUCGCACGCUUCGAUCCCUCCAGUCAGGGGCUCCGUGACUGCGGCAGACGGCCUAUUCCACCCUCGAAUCUCCUUCACUAUUUAAAAAGUGGGAUAAAUAUUGUUUUCUUAAUUUUAACUCCUGCAGAUUCCUCCCCUGUCCCCCUCUGUAAACUCUUCAUCAUCCCCUGCAGACCAUGUGCUCAUCUUUCCUUUGGGCCAUACAUGUUCCUUUCUCCUUGCAAAUCCUCGUCUAGGACACAUUUUUAAAAAAAAUCCUGUCUCCUGAUUGGCCGGUGAAGUGCAGCCAGCGCUUGGCUCUCUGUCCACAACCUGAGGGAAGAGAAGUGGGGGUGGGGUGUACAAAUAUAGCUCGCCUCCCUGGGGCCCCAAGGGGCUGAGCACCUCUUGUGAGAGUCUUGGUAUCUUUCCUGAAAUCAGCGAGAGCUGAGAACACUCAGCAACUUGCAGGAUCAGGCCCUGGGGAUCUAUGGAAGAAAAACACUUAGAAGGGCCUGAUCCAAAUCAAUGGACCAGGCCCAUAGUCUAAGUAUUAUCUACUAUGCACCUUUAAUCUUGGUAAAAGCCACACCAGAGCAUCUCCCAAUGACUGGGAUCUCUUUGGUUGCGCUUUUAUCAAUUCUGUUUUAAUUAUUCAGGGCUCUAUUUUUUUAAUUGGAUCCUAAGCUGACUGUUAAACAGACACGUCUGUAGUAGCUUGUUUUUAAGACUGACUGGAUUGGAAAUCCAGCCAGUUGCUUAGAAAACGCUCAACGGUGUGGGAAAGCCGAACAACAGCUAAAACUGCAGUCGAGUAGGUGCAAGUUUGCUCCUGAGGGCUGGGGUCAGAUCCAUGAUCUGGAUGCUUUUGUGAGCAAUGGAGCUCUGAGUGGAGGCUGAUGUGCCAUGCCGUACAGAGCACUGACGUGUGCAGCACUCCAGGUCGGGCGUGACUAGAGCUGGGCGAAGAAACUUAUAUUUUUUCCAGUUAAAAAUGCAGUUUCGGCAACGCUGAAUUGUUUCACGAAUUCAUGGUGAUUCUGCUGAAUUGUUUUGGUCUUUUUAAAAAAAUGGGGGGAUGGGUUUGAAACUGCUUUUAGUUCUAAACUGUCUCUUAAUUUUAUUAGAACGUGGUCAAAAUCAAAAUAUAAUGGUUUGAUUUUGUCAAAACAAAAUCUCAUUUGCCCCAAAACAAUUUUUUUGUUGACCUUCCAAACUUGCCAGUGAACCAAAAAAAUCUAUUUGCCCAGCUCUAGUGCUGACUCGAGUACUGCAGAUGUGCCUUCAUCAAUGAAUCAGUCAGCUCCCUGCUCCUACAUCAGAUCUCUCAAUCAGUCCAGUCGCUCCGUUUUGGAACAGAAUUUCACCGUGUGCCCUCCCCAAUCUCUUUCUGUAAUACUGUGUCCCUAACCAGCAUUCUCUCAGGCUGUAGCAACACUGUCCUGAAAUGGCUGGGGAGAGAUUAAGCAAGCUAGGGGACCAGAAGGAUUCAUAUCAACCCUAAGAGCAUUGGUCCUACCUCUGUGCACUUUAUUGUCUGAAGCCAAAUACGCCAGCUUGAAUUUAGCCUGACUAAUUUUCAUGCCCUUUAUUUCUGUCUACUUCUGUAGAUCCUGGACUAUCCCAGACAAGGGGAGCCAUUUGCUAUGGGGCAAAGGGGGCAGUUACCCCUCCCAGACCUUGAUUUGCCCCUCCGCCCCAACUUUUCAUAGGUCUCUCUGUUCCAUUCCUUCCCCCCCCAACUUUGCAGGAUACAAUCUAAUCACAUAUAAUGUUCUAUAUGCUGACAACUUUGCCCCCCCUUGCACUCUCCUGAAAUGCUGCAGGCCCCUGGGCCAAAUUCAUCCCACUGGAGGUCAUGACAAAAUUCUGAUUGGGAUCAGGCUUUGGCCUUAUUCCUAUGCCCAUAUAACUGGGUGCUGAAUUGCUAACCACCAGUUCCUCUCUAGCACUGGGUUUAUUGGCUCUUUUUGUUUGGAGCUGCUUUGAGCCACAAUCCUGACUGAUCCUUUCCUCCCUGUGACAAUCUUUACUUAUAGACAUCACUUAACCCUGAAACCCCCAACGUUAUUUUGGACUGAACUGACCCUCACCUCAGCUCUUAUUUUUGAUUCUGAUUUUUCUUUCUGUUCUGCUUGUAGGCGGCUGGGUCGAUGAGUGAGCUCCUCUGGCUCUGUGCACUGUUUUAAAUGUAGGGGAGGGAAAUGUAAAUUGCAGUAGUUGCUUGGCAGGAGGCAGCGCUGUGUGAAUGGGCCCAGCACUGCUCAGAGCUUUUCUCAAAAUCUGCUGCGUAUAAAGAAAAUGUAAUUUAUUGUUGGCUUUAUUAAAUAACUUUCCAAAUA